Molecule: messenger RNA, 734 nt
Organism: Belonocnema kinseyi
Lineage: Eukaryota; Metazoa; Arthropoda; Insecta; Hymenoptera; Cynipidae
Product: zinc finger protein SNAI2-like
Exons: 4
Coding region: 1-612 (203 amino acids)
Biological process (GO): regulation of transcription by RNA polymerase II
Cellular component (GO): nucleus
Molecular function (GO): sequence-specific DNA binding; DNA-binding transcription factor activity, RNA polymerase II-specific
Source: RefSeq, a predicted model, not a curated record
AUGGAAGAGAGAGGUACUUGGCGAGAAAAGGUGCUUUGUUUCAACUGGAAUUUCCAAAUGUCCUCAGCAUCAUCCUAUGGGAUUUCAGGAGCUCAGAAUGAAGGCCUCAAGAAAUUUCCUUGUCCGGGAUAUACAUCUUUUACGAUAAAAUUGGACGCAGCAAUAUCUGCAAAAUCCUCUCGGUUGAAGUUUAACGCAAUAUCAGAGGAACAACAAAAAGAAUUAAAAAAAUAUCCCUGUUCAAAAUGCAAUAGUGUAUUUAGUUACAAAGGUGGACUUAAAUAUCACGAAAAAUUUGAAUGUAGCCAACCACCACGUUUUUAUUGUAUCUAUUACGACAACGAUGGAAUUAAUCCUUAUGACUUUCUAAACGUAAAGAGGUCUUCAAAAGAUGGUGCGAAGUUUCCUUGUGCAAGUUGUUCGAGUGUCUUCAGCCGAAAGGAUAAUUUGCAGUAUCAUAUUAAAUUCAAGUGUAAUCAGCCUCCUCGAUUUCUCUGCGGCUACUGCAAUUAUAAAACCCGACAUCCUUCAAAUGCUCGGGCUCAUAUUAAAAGGAAACAUCCUGACAAAGAAGUUUACUUUGUCGAUACUUUUCAACAAGGGGAUUCCUAAUUCGUUGUAAAAUGCAUUCUUGAGCUCUCAACGUCUCUCUGUGUACAUUCAUGACAUACAUAAUUAAUAGUAUUAUGGUUUAUAUUGUAUAAUUUGUAAUAAACAAUUAUUAAGACUUUUUU